Procambarus clarkii (red swamp crayfish) is the source of this 705-nucleotide messenger RNA. Lineage: Eukaryota; Metazoa; Arthropoda; Malacostraca; Decapoda; Cambaridae. The record is from RefSeq and is a predicted model, not a curated record.
CUGCGACUUUCCUGCAUCAAACAUGAAGGUGCUGGUGAUCACCAUGAGCGUUGCCCUGCUGGUGGGAACCUCCAGGGCAGGCGGAGGACAUGGAGGCGGUGGUGGGUUUGGAGGCGGCGGAGGUGGAUUUGGACACGGUGGAGGCGGCUUCGGAGGAGGUGGACUGGGUUCAUUGGGCGGUGGAUCUCGCUAUGGUUCAGGUGGUGGCGGCGGCUUCAGUGGAGGCAGCUUCGGUGGAGGCGGCUUCGGAGGUGGUGGAUUCGGAGGAGGAUCCAAAGGCUUCGGUGGUGGCAGCCACGGUGGCGGCGGCUUCGGUGGUGGUGGAGGCUUCGGUGGUGGCGGCUUCGGUGGAGGCGGUGGAUCUCGCUAUGGCUCCAUUGGAAGAGGUUUCGGUGGUGGUGGCAUCGGCGGAGGCGGAUUCGGAGGAGGAUCCAAAGGAUUCGGUGGUGGCGGCCAUGGUGGCGGUGGAUUCGGUGGUGGCGGCCAUGGUGGCGGUGGAUUCGGUGGUGGCGGCGGCUUCGGAGGCGGCGGUUUCGGCGGUGGCAGCUUUAGAGGAGGAUCCCACGGCCAGCGAUAUGGAUAAAAAGUGGAUACGUUAACUAAGGAUUCUAGACAUUUUAGUAAAGAGAAAUCAGUUCUCUUACAGAUUAAAUAUUCUUGACACCAUAGAUAAUUUAUAUGCCAAAAAUAAACCUUUGAAUUCAA